This is a messenger RNA of Daldinia vernicosa, 1464 nucleotides long. RefSeq lists its product as uncharacterized. The record is from RefSeq and is a predicted model, not a curated record. The coding region runs from base 50 to 1168 and encodes 372 amino acids. The transcript is spliced from 5 exons. Lineage: Eukaryota; Fungi; Ascomycota; Sordariomycetes; Xylariales; Hypoxylaceae.
GAGUCUCAUAGGAUUUGACAACAUUUUGAGGCUUUUGUACAGAGGCGGCAUGUCGGAGCUACAAACUAAAGACGACCGCCCAGCAUGGGCACGCAUCUCAUUCCCAUCAAAUUGGAAUAGUGAGCGGCUUUUGAAUCUCACUGUUGAAGGUUUUGCUCAAGUCUCGGAAGAUGAACGCAAACAGUUAAAAGAUAGUAUUCGAAGAUUUCCCUUCUCACAAGAAUACGCUAAGUUAAGUGAUCUUAAUAAAGCUCUCCGGAAAGCCAAUGAGCGGCCUCCUACGCCCCCAUCAUAUGUGCCACCUGGAUGGACUGUGAACCAAGCACGAGGUCUCAGUUUGGACCUGGUCACGAAAUUAUCGGAAGAUGAACAACGACUAUGGGCUGCAGGAAAGACGGCCGACAGCGCCCGGAGAGAAUACAAGCAGGGCCAAUUACCUGCUAAACCUCCGUCGUAUAUACCUACGGGUUGGUCUGCCGAGCAGGCAAUAUUCCCCACCUUCGAGAUAUUAUCGCAGCUAUCGCACAAGGACCUUACAAGAUAUAUGGAAGCUCGAAACCAGGCGAAUAUGGUAUUGUCGCCCGACAUAGCUCCCCCCCAGGCAGUACAAAUAGCUCCAUCGCCACUCGUCCAAACACUCCAACGGGCGGGCUUUCCAUCAUGGGGUUUUGUCAUCGUGCGAACUUACUACGCCUCUGAGAGUCGUUGGGAGGAGUUCCAAGAGAGACUCGGCGCGAUUUGCGAUAAACAGCUUGACGAGGAGACGGGUGAAGGUCUUGAAAAGAUUAAAGAAGCUCUCGAAUUCAAGACUAUCGAAGACCCGCGGCUUGAAGAUGUAGGUGUUGAAGAGGCCAGAAAGCAUUUUCAUAUCGCUAAAUCAAUGGGAGGUGUCGCUGCGGGUUUCGAGCUUGGUGUCCUGAUAAUGGUUGAUGCAGGGACUAUGGACUCGGUAUUGGAUGAUGAUGCCGAUGGCCAUCAGACUUCCUAUGUUAGGGUAGUUGAUGUUACGGAACCUAGCGAAGAGGGAGGCUACCAAGGGCACUUCAAGGUCUCUCUGGACGCGUUACUUUGCGAGUUUUACCCUAAACUCUCUAUGGGGCUCAGUCCAAGGGAUCUCUGGUCUAUGAUGGACGAGGAGGAUGGAACAUGGAUAGGAGAUGAUGAGUGAAAGUAUAUUUCUCUGAGAAGUAUAAUCCCAAAGCUCAUGGUCGGUCGGAACCUUAGGCACCAAGUACUUCGGUUGGCAGAAAUGUUAUGAGAAUAGCCUAUUAACCAGCUUUGCAAGACCUCGAGACAGCGAGGACGACAAGCAGACCCAAAAACAGAGCCAUUCCAGACAUUUUGAUGGCCAUCGUCCUCGAGUAGGAAAUGAUCUGUAUCAGUUCUUCCCUUUCGAGAUCAAGAACGUCUCGCGCCGCAUAGUAAUCCCGUGUUUCGCGCCAGGAAGACCGGAAGAGAGAUGGG